AGAAAAAAGAGACCAACGGACAAGAAUAUGCCAGCUAAAGUUGAAUCCUUCGUUCCAGAAGCGAAAUUGUAUACAGAUUUAAUUGAAUUUGAAAAGAAGCUAGAUGCUACCAUUAUGAGAAAAAGACUUGACAUACAAGAAGCUUUAGGAAAGCCAACGAAGGUGCAUAGAACACUUCGUUUAUUUAUUUCAAACACGGCAAACGAUCAAGGAACCACCACAAAUCUUGAAAACAACUUUGAUUUGAGUAAUGGAACAACGCCAAAUUGGACACUCAAGAUUGAUGGUCGCUUGUUAGAAUCCGAGAGUGAACAUCAGCAAUCACAACAACCGACCCCAAAACUUACAUCAUUUUUCCGUGCCAUUACGGUCGAACUAGAUAGAGAUAUAAACUUAUACCCGGAGGGAAAUAUCGUUGAAUGGCAAAAGCAACCUAAUUCACCUGAUUUUGAUACCAUCGAAAUCAAACGAAAAGGAGAUAUUAAUGUUAACGCCAAAAUCACAAUACAUCUUGACAGCAAUCCGCAAAAAUUCAAAUUAAGCCCUGCCUUAGCAGACCUUUUGGAUAUCAGAGUAGGAACAAAGCCAGAAAUUGUUAUGGGCAUUUGGAAUUAUUGCAAGAACCAUAAACUGCAGGAUGCUGAGGAUAAAAGGCUCAUCCGAUGUGAUAAUCGUUUAGCUCAGUUAUUCGGUUUUCCUCAAUUACAUUUUGGCCAAUUACCAGAAUUAAUCACACAGCAUUUAAAUAGACUCGAUCCUAUUGUCAUUGAAUACAUGAUUCGAGUUGAUAAGCCAUUUCAUCAAUCAUCUAAAGCUUUCGAUGUUGAUGUAGAACUUGACAGCGAUGUACGUCAGAGAAUGAUCAACAUUAUCUCAGCUAAUCAAAUACAAAAAGAGAUUAUGGGCUUCGACGAUAAAAUUGUACAGUGUGUUCAAAGUAUUAACAACAGCAAAAUCAAGCGCGACUUUUUGUUACAAUUCUCGAAAUCACCUGUUGAUUUUAUUAAUAAAUGGAUUGCUAGUCAAGCUAGAGAUUUGGAAACACAGCAACGCAUGCAAGAAUUGCUAGGAUUUCAACCACAAUAA
Messenger RNA from Mycotypha africana, 1086 nucleotides. RefSeq lists its product as uncharacterized. Gene Ontology annotation, biological process: regulation of transcription by RNA polymerase II. The transcript has 8 exons. NCBI's taxonomy places the organism in Eukaryota, Fungi, Mucoromycota, Mucoromycetes, Mucorales, Mycotyphaceae. Gene Ontology annotation, cellular component: SWI/SNF complex; nucleus. The annotation marks the transcript as partial. The record is from RefSeq and is a predicted model, not a curated record.